UUUUCCUUAAUUUUUUUGCACGAGAAGAACGUCGUCCAUUCUACAAACCGUUUUAACCCGCUCUCUUUUAGCGGUAAAAUACGGAUAACGUGUAGCUAGUUACUGGAGAAUAUUACUUUCGAAAACAUAGCUGAGAAUAUCAAGCUGGUCAACUUUAUAAAGUAGGUUGUUUUGGGACGCUCCCGACCGACUGGAAACCAAGUAAACGAAAACGUUACAGAACGUGAGCCACAUGAGUUCUGACGCUAAGCCCGAGCCUAAAAAAGCCAAAAUGGAGAAUGAAAGCAAGUAUCUCCCUGAGCUUUUGGCAGAAAAAGACAGCCUGGAUUCUUCAUUCACACAUGCAAUGAAACUUAUAUCUACAGAGAUAGAAAGGAUUCAGAAAGGAGAGACAAAGAAAGAGACWGAAAGAGAAACUUACCUGGACCUGUUUACCACAAAGAACAUCAAGGUCAAGGAACGUGUGCUCAUUCCCGUCAAACAGUACCCAAGGUUCAACUUUGUUGGUAAGAUUUUGGGACCCCAGGGGAACACAAUCAAGCGACUCCAGGAGGAAACUGGAGCAAAGAUCUCAGUGUUGGGCAAAGGUUCCAUGAGGGACAAGGUGAAGGAGGAAGAGCUGAGAAAGGGUGGUGAGCCCAAAUAUGCUCAUCUGGGCAUGGAACUGCAUGUCUUCAUAGAGGUGUUUGCACCUAUACCUGAGGCAUACCUGCGCAUGGCUCACGCCAUGGACGAGGUGAAGAAGUUCCUCAUCCCUCAGGACACCAUGGAUGGUAUAUGCCAGGAUCAGUUCAUGGAGAUUGGCUACCUGAAUGGUGGUCAAGAUUCACAAUCCAGGGGACGAGGGGGCCCUCCAGGCAGGGGCAGGGGAGCACCCCCACCCAACUCAGUAGGAGCCAGGGGGCGAGGAAUGCCACCUCGUGGAGGAGCCCCUCGUGGAGGCACCCAACGUGGUGGAGCUUCCCGAGGAGGACCUCCCAGGGGUGGGUCGGCCAGAGGGGCUCCAGCUGGUCGGGGUGGACCCCCCUCUACACCUGCUAGAGGAGGCACAACUCCCCGUUCCAGACCACCCACCCCAGGGACACCAAGGAUGCUCCCGUCCCCAGCCCACUCCCACCAGCAGCACCAGCACCAACAUGCACAACAACCCAAGGCUGAGGCCUACAAUGAAUAUCCCGCUUAUGAAGAAAGCUACGCUGAGCCUGCAUAUGAAGGUUAUGACAACUAUUACAGUCAACAACCUCCACAAGCGGAUACAGAGUACUAUGACUACGGACAUGGAGAGGCUCAGGAGGCUUAUGAACCCUAUGCCCAGGAUGAUUGGGAGGGUUCCUGGUCCUCCACUGGAGGCAAAGCCCCUCCAGCUAGGCAGGAUAAGAGGGGGGCCUACAGAGAGCAUCCAUACGGGAGAUACUGAACAGCCUCCGGUAGAGGGUUGCCAUGGCAACUCUCCCAUUGUAACUCACUUAACUCUCCAAAGUAAUUUCCCUAAAUGUUUUCUUUUAAAUUUUCUGUAGUUUUUUGUUUUUUAAUGAUUUGAGAGCAGGACAACUGGAUGUAUCGUAUCGAGUAGGCGUAGCAAGCGAAUGCAAGGAUUUGGAUAAUACGUUUUCAUUCAAUGUUUGUUUCCACUGCAUCAUUGACAGUUUUAAGAUCUAAUUUAAUGGUUACUUAGAGAAACGUGAUACCUUGUAUAGUGUUAAAUGUUAUUUUUGAAGGUUUGUUUCAGUUUCUGUCUUGAAAUGAUUUGUGGCAGUUGCAGACUCAUUUAGGCUGCAUUUCUAAAGUAUUUUUAGCUAAAACUUGAUUAAUGACGUCAAUGUAACAUCGGCAACUAGACUAAGAAUAUAUGGGGAAGAACCAAAAUAAUUUUGUAGACUAAUCAUUUUUGUAGAAACUAACAUUCCCUAUAGAGGCAUAGAUUUCAAUGUUUUUUUUCUUUUCUUAGUGUUUUGAAAUCUAGCCUUAUUAGACACUGAGACAGUCUGUCCUAAAAUAUCUCCUUUAAGUAUUUUCAAUUCGACUUGGUAGUAAGUACAUUCUACUUUAGAUAACUUUUGCUUGGCUUACUUUGGUCUACGUCUUAUUGGGCUGACUUUGAUAGAAAUGCUGAUAAAUUGCUCACUUUGUUUGAGUGGUCCUACAAGAAUUUGGACAUGGUCCUCACAUGGUCUUCAUGUAAGGGAAAACUGCAGCCAUCUCAAUAUUAUAUGCAUACACUUAAGACAAUUUUGUAUAUUGCUUUCCAAAGUUGUGCCGUCUCCAAAAUGCAUAGUGCUACGUACGUGUGUACUCUUGCCUAAAUAGGAUACUAAAUAUAUCCAAAAAAUGUUUUUCUGCAGUGCGUUGUAUCAAUAAAGCCUAAUUUGUUUUUGUUUUUUUAUCAAACUAAACCUGGUAUUUUGCUUUUGUUGUAUAGUAAUGCCUUCCACUUCUAAUAAAACUGAUUCUCGUUUUGAGGAUUUUCACAAAA
This is a messenger RNA of Salvelinus sp. IW2-2015, 2473 nucleotides long. Its product is annotated as KH domain-containing, RNA-binding, signal transduction-associated protein 1. Gene Ontology annotation, biological process: regulation of alternative mRNA splicing, via spliceosome. The record is from RefSeq and is a predicted model, not a curated record. Gene Ontology annotation, cellular component: nucleus. NCBI's taxonomy places the organism in Eukaryota, Metazoa, Chordata, Actinopteri, Salmoniformes, Salmonidae. Gene Ontology annotation, molecular function: poly(A) binding; mRNA binding.